Physcomitrium patens is the source of this 2609-nucleotide messenger RNA. RefSeq names its product glucan endo-1,3-beta-glucosidase. Gene Ontology annotation, molecular function: hydrolase activity, hydrolyzing O-glycosyl compounds. Gene Ontology annotation, biological process: carbohydrate metabolic process. The record is from RefSeq and is a predicted model, not a curated record. Lineage: Eukaryota; Viridiplantae; Streptophyta; Bryopsida; Funariales; Funariaceae.
CGGGGGGGUCAUGUCUGAUCUCUAACUUAAUCAGAUCCCAUGCUAACUUAAUGUAGCAAAGACGUGUACACUGGUCCAAAUCGAGGUAGACCCCUUCAUCAAUCGACAGACCCUAUCUUCCUGAGGUUUGUAAUUCUGAAGAGGUAAAUCAUUCCUAGAGUGAUCCAUUUAUUUUACAUUUUCUACUCGAGUUUUACUUCUUUGGAGCUUUGCAAUACCCAGAGAAAGAGAGAGAGGUGGCGCCAAUCAUGCUAUGGGUUCCAGAAAGUGCAACAUAAUGCGUUUACCCUGCCUCAAAGUCACGGUCUCACCGUUGUCGUCAUUCAGAAUCACCUAUUAUUCGCUAAAUCCUGUGAAAGAAUUUGAUUCUCCUGACCGCCUACAAAAUUAUCAUGAACACUGGAAAUUCACAUAAAUGUUCGUUGAACCUCAAUCCCUGUUGAUGUGGUCGUUGAAGCUCAAUGGUAGCUGAGAAAUCUGCUGCUUUUUGUAAUCGUGAGGCCUCUAGCUUGAGUUGUUGCAUUCACGAGACAGCCGUGAACUUGGUUAGAGACUUGAGCCUUCAGAAUCUGUCAUUUGCAUCGAGGGUGCUUCGCAUUAAGGCGUCGAUUUAGUUCGCUCCUUUGUUCGACUUCAUUCUCCUUCAUGAAUGCAGGGAUUUUAGUUUUCCUCCUCUUCUAAGUCCCUAGGAUCAAGCAGAUCCUUAUCGCAUUCACAGCAUCGUCAUUGCAAAAUUGCUCACUUCUCAAGUGGUCAAGCACCCCUUCUGUACCAUGUAUCGAAAUUCAUUCGAAUGAAGAAACCAGUAGCUUCUGCUCCAACUACGACAGAUGCUCAGUAAGGAGCGCUUUGUUGUCACAAGUUGGAACGAAUAUAUAGCUCUUCAAAUUGACCCUCCCUCUUGUAUCUGCGGUGAUACUACGGGGCGGGCGAAAGGUGAACCCACUUUAAAAGCACUAAGAAGCACGUCAAGACCUUGGCUGAAACCACAGAGCUAUUCCAGGCCAAGGAGAAUGAAGCUGAUUACUCUGGCAGUGUGCAUUAUAUUGCUAAUCUUCAAAUGCAGUGCACAACCUGCUGGUACAGAUAAUGGAUACGCACCCCAGGCUCACACGAUAGGCAUCAACUACGGUACCCUAGGCGACAACCUCCCUCCUCCGUCUGCGGCAAUCGCAACAAUUAAGUCCAUGCAAAUUGGCCGCGUAAAGAUCUUCAACCCAAACGCAGACAUCCUGAAUGCGCUAGCAAACAGCGGCCUCGAAACGGUGGUCGCCAUUCCUAAUGACCAAAUCGGGCAAAUUGGCACGAACCCCGCCGCGGCGGAGGCUUGGAUUGCCCAAAAUGUCGACACCUACUACCCCGCCACAAACAUUGUCACAAUCCUCGUAGGCAACGAAGUCUUCUCCGAUGCAUCUCUUCCCUGGACAUCACUCGUCCCUGCGAUGCAAAACCUCUACAACUCCCUUUCCACGCGAGGCUGGUCCGACAAAAUCAAGGUUUCUACUGCCGUGGCAGCCGAUGUGCUCGCCAGCUCAUACCCUCCCUCAGUUGGCACAUUCCGUGCAGACAUAGCCGUGCCCGUGAUCCUCCCCUUGCUCAGAUUCCUGUCGUCAACGCAUUCCUACUUCUACAUCAACCUCUACCCCUUCCUCUCGUAUACCACAAGUGGAGGCGACAUCAGCUUGAACUACGCCCUGUUUGCGAGCGGUUCAAACUCAGUCGUGGACGGUUCCCUCACCUACACCAACCUUUUGGACGCGCAGCUGGACGCUGUAAUUUCAGCCAUGGAGAAGCUAGGGUUUGGAGACGUGCGCGUAGCUGUGGGAGAGACCGGUUGGCCGACAAAGGCGGACGCAACCCAAACAGGCGCGAGCGUCCAAAACGCCGCUAUGUACAAUCGGAGGCUAGUGCGAAAACUGCUUUCGAGCAGCACAAACGGCACUCCGAAGCGCCCAAACGUCUUCAUUCCAACCUUCAUCUUCGCAUUGUUCAAUGAGAAUCAGAAGCCUGGACCAGAAUCAGAACGCAACUGGGGGCUUCUGUACCCGAAUUUGGGGGCAGUGUAUCCUAUAGAUCUUACGGGGCAGAUGCUUGACACCCAGUACGCCCCAAUUUUGCCCUAACUUGUGCGAGAGACUUCGGCAACAGCAUGAAGUCGAGUGACGGUAUUGUCCCCGUGUGAUAAUUGUGUGGUAGGCUUAGUUCUCGUGUCAAGGCCCUCGAUCAGCAUUCCCCCUGCGGAUGGUGACGAGUCCAAUGGCUGAUCCUGGGGAGUUUCACAGUCCCCCACGAGAUUUUGUUCUUUAUGUGGAAUUCAGAUGCAGCAAUCUACGGCUGCUGCAGUUUUAGUUACAUGCAGAAGUACCCAUUAGAAAAAAUUCAUUUGGGAGUUGAUAGAGUUUUUUUACGUGCGUUUCAUGAAUUGAUUGUAACAAAGAUGACUUGGGAGGUACAUCACGCUGAGCUCCGCAUCUAAAUUUGUCUUUUCGGUGAGGUGGAAAAACAUGAAUACUUUUCAUAGCUGUGAAAGAAUGUCAUACCCAGAAAUUCACAUAGUUCGAUGGAUUCGUGUGCCAUUGGCGAUAUCCUUCAGGAAGCUAUUUUAUGAA